GCUGAAGAUUACAAAUUACAAUAUAUGUUUGUAUUUACAGACUCACGUGUGAUUGAAGUGGGAGAGAACAAAGACUUGUUAUUUAUUGAAGUAUUACAAUGUUUUCCGGACGAUGAGCAAAGUAUGAUGGGACCAGAAGGAAUAUCUACAGAGAGACCGAUGGAAGCAAGAUCCCGAGAAGAAAGAGUAGAAGAUAGAUCAAUUACAAGGAAAAGAAAAGCAACCAAUACAUCGAAAAAAACGAAUAAUAGUGCAUUUUGUAAUCUCUUUCUCUUGUUACAAAUUACUACUCAUUUAAAUUAUUUUACAGAAAGAAGAAAUGAACAAAUCAGUGUGCAAUUGUAUGAAGCACGAGACAAAUUUACACAUAUUGCUGAAGGUCACGCUGCAGCUUUACAGAUGUUUGCGGAGGCUUCGAUGAAACAUGCAGAGGCUGCAUUAUUGCAAGCGGAAAACGAACGAGAACGCAAUCACCUGGAACAACGACUAAUAUUGGAGGAAAAGAGAUUAAAAAAUGAGGAAAAUUUAAUAAAAGCGUUAAAUAAUGUUUAAGAAAUUAUAAAUAUAA
Molecule: messenger RNA, 568 nt
Organism: Solenopsis invicta (red fire ant)
Lineage: Eukaryota; Metazoa; Arthropoda; Insecta; Hymenoptera; Formicidae
Exons: 2
Coding region: 25-552 (175 amino acids)
Source: RefSeq, a predicted model, not a curated record